CGAAGCGAAGAUGGAUUGUGCCUAUGUCAAAUAAUUAGUUUAUCUCGAGACUGUAUUGCUUUAUUUCAUAAUUAGGUCUGAAUUAAUACAAUUUUUAAUUAAAACAAUGGACUGUCUAUCAAAUAUUAACUGGAACAAAGUCUCACCAUGCCUAGUGUUAUUAGUAUUAGAAGUUUUAUUAGAGUUUUCAGAAUGCUCGUCACAAGCAGAGGUGAACAAGCAUCUAGAGCUGGGCCGGGACUUCCUGGCCCGCGGGCAGCUUUCUGACGCGCUCACUCACUACCACGCCGCUGUUGAGGGGGACCCUCACAACUACCUCACAUACUUUAAGAGAGGCACUGUGUACUAUGCCCUCGGUAAAGCGAAAUUUGCAUUGCAAGACUUCACUAAGGUGUUGGAGAUGAAGGCAGACUUCACGGCAGCGCGCCUGCACCGCGCCAACGUGUACCUCAAGCUGGCUCAGUACCGGGAGGCCAAAGAGGACUAUCUGCAAGUCACGUACAGCGAGCCGCACAACGAGGAGGCGGCCGCCAUGUUCCGCCGCGUGGACGAGCUGGCGGACGAGCUGCGCCUGGCGGAGGCCUACUUCCGCGGCCGCGACCACCGCGCCGCCGCCGAGCUGGCCACGCGCCUGCUCGAGGCGUCGCCCUGGGCGGCGGCGCUGCGCCAGCUGCGCGCCGAGUGCUACAUCGCGCUGGACGACCUGUUCUCGGCGGUGUCGGACAUCCGCUCCGUGAACCGCCUGCAGCAGGACUCCACGGAGGGCUACCAGCGCCUGGCCUCGCUGCUGUACCAGCUGGGCCACGUCAGCGACGCGCUCAAGGAAGUGCGCUCGUGCCUGAAGCUGGACCCGGAGCACCGGCAGUGCUUCCCGCUGUACAAGAAGCUGAAGCAGGUGGACAAGCUGCUGCAGCAGUGCGAGCAGCAGGCCGCGGCGCGCGACUUCGCGGCCUGCCUGCGCAGCGCGCGCGCCGUGCUGCGCCUCGAGCCCGACGUCACGCUCGUGGUGCUCGAGGCGCGCAAGCACCUGUGCGCUUGCAGCGUCAAGGAGGAGCUGUACGCGGACGCGUUGGCGGAGUGCGCGGCGGCGCUGGCGCUGCGACGCGAGCCCGCCACGCUGUGCGACCGCGCCGACGCGCUGCUCGGCCUCGACAUGUUCGACGACGCCAUCCGCGCGUACAAGGAGGCGCUGGAGCUGGCGGAGGGCUCGCAGCGCGCGCGGGACGGGCUGAGCCGCGCGCAGAAGUUGCAGAAACAGUCCGAGCAGCGCGACUACUACAAGAUCCUGGGCGUCAAGAGGUCGGCCAACAAGCAGGAGAUCGUGAAGGCGUACCGCAAGGCGGCGCAGAAGUGGCACCCCGACAAUUUCCAGGGCGACGAGAAGAAGAUCGCAGAGAAGAAGUUCAUCGACGUCGCCGCCGCCAAAGAGGUGCUGACGGACCCGGACAAGCGCGCGCAGUUCGACGCGGGCUCCGACCCGCUGGACCCCGAGGCGGCGCGCGGCGGCUUCCAGGGCAACCCCUUCCAGCACUUCCAGCACGGCUCGCCCUUCCAGUUCAAGUUCCACUUCAACUAGCCCCGCCCGCUGCGAGGACAUUCUAGGGUAACUUUCAGACCCCGACGUCUCAUACGGACCUCGAGGCGAGAGCGAUAAAGCGUUACGUCUCAUUGCUCCCUAACGGCAUACCUAUAUCGCUGUGUCGAAUGAAAUCCUCGAUUCGAUGCCUUCUUUAUUAUUUACCGUGGUCAAAAAAGACUCGUGAAUAAGGCAGACGUGCGUAUAGCGGUAUCGCUAUCUUGUUUCUCUAGACCAUGUUUUGGUGACGUCCGUAUAUGCGUCGGCACCGCUUUUCGAGGAAAUCAAACUUUAAACAAUCGUAUCGUGACCUCGGUUCGACAUAGUUGAGAUUCCCAGAAACUAAGUUUAGCAGCGCUGGAAAUACGACAUAACGAUGUUUUUUGCGUAAAAACACAAAAGAAUAGUCCGUGUAUUUGACCAUUUAUUGCUCGUCCAAAUACAAUCUCGUUAAGUCGGACCGAGGUCACGUUUUGUCUGAUUUGUGAUGCGAGUUAUUAAGGUGAUCGCUCGCAUGAAAGAUCGCUCCGAAAGACGGCGGAAGCUCUAGAGCGGCGGAAAUCAUAAAAUCUGUACCCUUAGUGAGAAUUAAACUCGUAGAGUCGCUUUUGAGUGUCCACACGUUAUAAUAUCAGAGUGAAAUGGGGCUUAUACGCCUGGUUAUACAGUCGUUAUGUUACUACUCUUACACGGAAUGUUUGUAGGAUAAAAAUAGUACAUUAUCCUCAUCAUUAGCCUUCUAACCUCCCGGUGAGUCCUCACUUAACACUGACACCCCGCCUUACCAAUUUCUGUAACAUUACUAAUGAUGACUGGGACCGCCGGCUCAAUGUGCUGUUCGAAGCACGGGGUGGGGACUGCUAAGUAUAAACUGCAAUACUAACAACUAACAAAACUUCAGCUUGGUAGCGAGAAUCAAACCUUGUCUUGAUAUAAAUAGAUAGAUCGCUACCGGCCAGCGAGACACUAUUAGGUACUUUAAAACAAGCAACAUUUUUUACUCUGUCGUGACGGGUUUGGAUUUCCGCAAACUAUCGACGUUAUUACAUACGUUUAGUACGUAAUAUCGUCGAAAGUUUGCGAAAAUCCAAACUACCUAAAAUAAUAAACCUAAUUAUCGAAUAUUAAAUUUAGUAGUGCCAUCCUUUUCCUACUCUUACCUGUUAAGGAGGAUGGCGACUGAUUUUAUUAUUCGAUAUCAUUAUAGAUUGCAUAUAAAUAGAAAAACGCGCCUGCAGACUACGAUAAGUGUAAAUAUUGUACAGCCCCACUAACUAUACAUACGGAAUAUUCGGCAUGCGAAUCUAAGUCGGCCAGAUUUGAAUGUCACGUUUUUAAAAAUCGAUGGUGCAUUAGCUUUUUAUACUGAACAUUCAUGCUGAAUGCAUGGUGAAUAUUGUUCAAAGUGGCAAAGUAGAACCACUUUCCUCACAAAAAUCUGUUCGAAAAACAUAUCGACUCAUCUAUAUAGUUUUGUAGUACAUAUUUAUAUUAUUUUAAUAACUCAACACGUGGCUACUUUUCUAUAAUUUAUUUAAAAAGUACUUCAUUAUUUAAAAGUGACUAGUUUGUUCGUUCGCACCCUUAUUCCAGCACCAAAAUAAAUAAUUAAAACGACUUAAUAUGUAAAACUAACAAAAUUGUUACUUGCUGUGCAAUACGGCCAUAUUAAUAACUAACUAUUUGGGAAUGAUAUUUAUUUCUAUUCUAAUAAUGUCGAACUAUUUAUUGCGAGAGGCCAUGACACAUUGCCUUACACGUGUUUUAUGAACAUGAGUUAUUUGAGAGGGAUACUUAUGCUAUCGAGAGAAACUUCAUCCUCAAAAGGUUCCUUGCCUUUUCGCCAGUUUAAAAGAUAACUGCAUUUAAAAGUGAUUUAACAUUCGUCAGUAUCGACUCGAAUUAUUGAGCCUAUCGUGUCAGGCACCCAUAUUUGGCGUUUAGCUCCUCACGAUUCCUUUUAGUUUUCUGAACUCUCAGCUGUAAAAUCAAGUGCUAAAAUUCAUCCAUACUAGCACACGCAACAUUUUUCAAACUUCCUAACUUUCCGGGGUUGUGCGUUUUUAACUUAAUCUUUUAAAAUGUCACAUAACUUGCUUUAACUAUAUAGGAAACCAUUUUGCGGAAUCUUGCAUGCGUGAUAGUUCUACAUAAUGAAUUAAAAGGCGGGUGAAGUCCACCAAUCCGCACUUGGCCGGCGUGGUGGACUUAAACCUGAACCUCUCUUUGAGGAGACCCGUGCCCCGUGUUGGGUCGGUCAUGGGUCGAUUUCUUUAUACGUCACAUCACACAUAUCUUCCAAUUUUCUCUACUCUCGGGAGUGAUGGCUUUACAACGCAUCUUUGCCAAGUUAUAAAAGAUAAAAAGCGAAUCGAUGCUAACGAAUGUCAUUUCACCACGAAGAUUAAAAAAAUCUUAAUCAGAGUACAGGAUCACAGAUCCCUUUUAUAUAAAUAAAAAUACUUAUAUCGCUUUACAUAUGUUGCCAGUUACAAAUCACGGAUUGCUAGUCUCAUAAGUGUGGUCACAUAUACUACUAUCGCCUGAGCAUUUCUAUGCUGCACUGCAUUUUUUGCACAUGAAUUUGUAUAAAGUAGUUGCAUUUGUAAGUAAAGGAAGUGUUGUAAAAGCGGAAACAAAAUGCACUGUGAUCGCCUGACCAAUCAAUAAGUAGCUCAAGCGAUAGUGAGCUGUGUGGAGCCAGGCUUUAUUCAUUUAAAUGGAAUAUAUUUAUCACAGAGUUUAUGCAUAAUGUUUGUUUGAUAAAAAUUAUAAUGGCCAACCAUAAAUGUUCUGUUGUGCCGAAAAAUGCAUGUAAAUAGGUUUAUAAAAAAGGGAAACCGUAUUUAACCGACUCCAACUGUAUUAUUAUUUAUUUUCUUCGUGAGCAGUUUUGAAGUCUCACUCACGCUUUGGUUUGUGCCCGAAUCGUUUCGAGCUGGUUUCAUGAGUUCGUUCGUUGGCUGCGACGAAAAUAAAGCAAACACCGGCCUCAACACUUCUUCACACAGCAAAUAGAAAAACCUUACUCAGUAUAGGAUCUUUGCAGCUCCGUCCGUUGGUAAUAAAACUACCGUUCAUUUGGAGUCGGUUGAAUUUUAAUUAUAACUUAUUCAUAAUUUGAGAGUUUUAAUUUUCCCUUCGUUUUUUAUUAUUGCUAAGCAACGUUUGCGUAUCGACCGGAUAGAUUGCGCUCGUAGGUAAGAUUGAGCGAUACCGCAUUUCUGUUGCUGGGAGUUUUUUUUUUGUUAUAUAUUUAGGUCACAAUUUUCUCAAUAGAAUUUGUCCAGUCAUUUGGUGCUCUCUCAAAACUAUCAUGGUAAACGCCAAACGACUGGACUCGGUGUAAAUAUAUUAUUCCAAAGUGCUUUUAUAAUAGUAAUGGACGCGGUGAGUUUUGGAAGGUUCUUGAAAGAAGAAGUAUGAAAGGUAAAACAAGUUUGAAAUUACCAACUUAUAUCAAGCACCCUCCCAAACUUUUAGACGCCCGCUUGGAAAAUAGAGCCAGUAAGUGGUGCCAAUUUUGUUAUUAUUAUCUCCUUGCGGUUUUUAUUUACUGGCAUCAUGAAACAAAUAAUGCAUAUCGGCCAGUCAAAUGCAUUAUUAACGUGCUUGUACUCAAAUCCUAUUUUGUCAUUUGCUGUUUUGCUUUCUCACAAAUCUAAGUUUUGACGAGGACAACACUAGCUCUAAAACUGUCAGUUUAGGAUUUGUAUACAGCUCCGUCGGCGUCACUAAGUGAGAAAUUGUGAACUGAUAUGUAAAGGACAGUGCGCUAUAAAUAAAAUAAUUCAACGGUUUAUUCCUUUAUAAAUAUUUAUUUAAAUAAGUUAUUUUGUUGAGAAUCGACAUGAAAACAAGAUUGUAAAUAUUGUAGAAUAUAAGGAUUUAUGAGAAA
Pararge aegeria (speckled wood butterfly) is the source of this 5474-nucleotide messenger RNA. It is a transcript of the gene P58IPK, whose product is annotated as dnaJ homolog subfamily C member 3. Gene Ontology annotation, biological process: protein folding in endoplasmic reticulum. The record is from RefSeq and is a predicted model, not a curated record. Lineage: Eukaryota; Metazoa; Arthropoda; Insecta; Lepidoptera; Nymphalidae. The coding region runs from base 107 to 1576 and encodes 489 amino acids. Gene Ontology annotation, cellular component: endoplasmic reticulum. Gene Ontology annotation, molecular function: protein-folding chaperone binding; misfolded protein binding. The transcript has 11 exons.